AUGGAUCCUCCCAUCUUCACCACGCUUGGGUUGUUCGUCAUUGACGACAACCUCUACCCCGGAACUGAUAGACCGUCGGAGCACGACAUCAUUGGCGGUGGAGCCUCGUACGCGCUUGUGGGCGGCCGGAUCAUCAGUGGCCCUCAGUAUGGCCACCGCAUCACAGGCAUUAUCGACAGGGGCUCCGACUUCCCACCAGCCGUCGACAAAGAGUUGGCCUCUUGGGACACUGGCAUGGUGUUCCGCACCGAUCCCACGCGAUUGACCACUCGAGGUGCCAACAUCUACAUCGACGACAUCCGCCAUUUUGAGUUCAGAACCAGUAAGAUCCGCAUCGAGGCCCGCGACGUGGUGGCAAACCCCUGGCUCUUGGGCUCGCGGGUGUUCCACAUGUGCUGCACCGUCGAGAGGGCCGAGCAGAUCAUCGACACCAUCAACCUGGAGGUGGCAACACCGCCAGUGUACGUGUUUGAGCCGUUUCCAGCCGACUGUGUGCCGGAGCGAAUGGAGCUCUUGGCCCGAGUGUUGCAAAAAAUCGAUGUGUUUACGCCCAACUUGGACGAGGCCUGUGCUUUGCUUGGAGUCGACAAACCCGCAACAGACUACCUGGUUGUCACCAGCCAGUUUCAGCAACACAUGAAGAUCCCUAACUCCGGCACCCUCGUCCGCUGUGGUGCCGACGGAUGCUACAUCCACACGGUGGAUGGUCUCAAAGCACACCUUCCUGCCUACCACCAAGACCAGACCAAAGUGGUAGAUGUCACCGGUGGGGGCAACACGUUCUGCGGGGCGUUUGGAGUGGCAUUCGAGUUGUCCCACGGUGACUGGCUCACUGCGGCCAUUUGCGGCAACGUCGCCAGUGGCUGCGUCAUAGAGAGGUUGGGGGUGCCUAGGCGCGAACCCGGCACCGAGGUGUGGAACGGGGUGUCAGUAGCAGACAGAAUCCGGGUCUACACUCAGGCGUACCAGGCGGAAACCCCCGAAUCAGAGUGGACGCGUCUGGCCAUCGGGUGGCUCACCACGUGA
This is a messenger RNA of Suhomyces tanzawaensis NRRL Y-17324, 1026 nucleotides long. RefSeq names its product Mak32p (gene MAK32). Lineage: Eukaryota; Fungi; Ascomycota; Pichiomycetes; Serinales; Debaryomycetaceae. The record is from RefSeq and is a predicted model, not a curated record. Bases 1 to 1026 code for a protein of 341 amino acids. The transcript has a single exon.